Molecule: messenger RNA, 3610 nt
Organism: Acanthaster planci (crown-of-thorns starfish)
Lineage: Eukaryota; Metazoa; Echinodermata; Asteroidea; Valvatida; Acanthasteridae
Product: monocarboxylate transporter 12-like
Biological process (GO): transmembrane transport
Molecular function (GO): monocarboxylic acid transmembrane transporter activity
Source: RefSeq, a predicted model, not a curated record
CGCUGUGCUUGCGCAGCUAGCUAGCUAGCUAGCUGAGCUGGCAGCUUUGUGUAGAUUCUAAAACAAGAAAUGACGGUUUGGCUCUAGGGUUUGGUUAUUCCUUACUGCCGCGCAAAGAAGAAAUUGUAGCUUUCGUUGACUCAAAGUCGAUCGCUUUUUUUCUCAACAAGAUAUAACGUGUGAAGCUUAAUAUGUGUGCUCCAUCGUCGAAGCGGUUGGUGGACUCCACCACCACCGGCCCGGUAGAUAAUCCUCCUCCGUCCUCUGCUGGUGACGGGGAGAGCAACUCAGCGCCGAUGCCAACAGAUUAUCAUCCCGGUAGUUACACCCUUGCAGCAGUGACACAAGAUGAUCCCGGCUCUGCACACCGCCUUCUCGAAAUGCCAGAUUAUCAGAACAGUAACCUCCAUCAGAAAGUCUGCAUUGAUUCAGAUCUUCACCCAAUGACGAGAACCAGGAAACUGCUGAACGCUAAAAACAAGGUUUUGUCUUUUUUGCGGCAGAAGUGUGGUGUGAUUUUAACAGGGGCCGUCUGCAUUUUGUUUUUCAACAUCAUCGGCUGGAUGGGUUGCUACAGUGUCUUGUUCGUGAGUCUGCAAGAUGAAUUCCAUAGUAGCGCCACAGAAACAGGUUGGGUGGGGUCACUUGCCUUCAUCAUCACCUCUUUGGUCACCCCUUUCAAGGACUGCCUCCGGCGUCGCUUCUCCAACCGCUCCAUCUGCAUCAUUGGUGUCAUCUGCUGCUCCGUCUCCGUGGUCACCUCCUCCCUGGUACCUCAGCUCUUCUAUCUCUUCUUCACGUUCGGCGUCUUGUACGGCGUGGGGACAGGCCUGGUCUUCAAGUCCUCGCUGGACCUGUUGCUGAGUCGCUUCCCAAGUUAUUGCGGUCGAGUGUCCUUCCUGAUCCUCACAGGUUCCACUGCAGGUGUUUUUGCCUGGACGCCAAUCUUGACUGCCUUAAUCGAUUUGUGGGGUUGGCGGCAAACCUGCCGUAUCUCCGCUGCCGUCAUUCUGCUUGUCUGCCUUCCCUCCACCCUUCCCAUGGGCAUGGCGCCUCCACCUCCUCAGUUUGAUGACACUAAAAAAUGUCCCAACACCAAGAAUGCCCACGACGCCGAGAUCGCUGAUGGCAAACUGAAGUCUGACAGGAAGAAAGCCAGACAGACAAGGAAUAACAAGGAGGAAAUCAAGUGGGCGGGGCUCAAAGAGAAGCGCAUUUUGUUCAUGCCAGAGGCAUGGCUCUUUGGCUUGGCCAAUCUAGUGUCCUACGUCAGCAUGGGUUUUUACAAUGUGAAUCUUGUGAGCUAUGCCACUAGCCUGGGCUACAGCAGCAACCAAGGCUCCACGCUAUUGACCAUUGCCGCCGCCUCUGAGGCCGGCUGCAAGCUGGUCUUUGCCAUUUUUGUCGAUAAAUUGCCUUUCCGCAAAGCGCACUUGAUGGCGGUGUUGUCGCUGGCAUCCACGCUCAUCACGCUGUCAUGUGCAUUUGUUCCAUCUUUCUCUGUAUUGUGUGUAAUUGGAGUAGGUAUGGGCUUGCUGCGGGCGGCCAUGAAUGCGCUACCGUUCCCGGUAGGCAUGGAGAUCUUUGGCCCACGUAAGACCAGCGGAUCCAACACCCUAAUUCUCUUUGCUGGAGGGUUGGGAACCAUCACAAGUGCCUUUGCCAUAGGUGGGACGUACGAUGCCUUCAACUCUUACGAUGUUGCCAUCUACAUCUGCACCGGCUGCCUGCUGCUGACGACUGUCCUGUACGUCCUGAUCCCUCUGAUCUCCAGACUGCACAAGGUCAUCGGCCUCAGGGUCAGGAUUGAUGAGGUCACAGGCGUGGCUGAGGUGAUCCCGGUGGUGGAAGACGAGACUGUCAUGAUUGAGGAAUUUGUCACAGUCCUCUGAAAUUGGCAGUUAAUGUCAUCUGUUUUCUGUUUGGCUGACCUUUGGGGGGGGUGAUGAGGUCAAAGGUCAAGUCUUGUCAAACUGUGAGCACUAGAGUUGCUGAAUGAAAUUACCUUGGAUGACUUGAACCCACGUCCUCCCACGUGUCUUCAGAGCUCUGCUUGUCUUUAAGUCAGUUUGGAUCAAUCGCACAAAAGCCUUGGAAGAUGUGAGUGAAUGAAACACUAAAAAGAAAAAAACCAUGCACUGAAUAUUCCUUGAUCAUUCCUAGACUGUCUAUUCCUGUCUGUGCUUUCAUAUUGCCACUUUUGGAAAGCUUUUCUUGUAAGCAAAGCCUGGCCAACAGUUUGGAUCGUGCUCUACUUUUCACACAUCAAAGUAGGGACCAACAACCGUUAAAUGCUUAUUUUGUAGUCGCAUUGCACAAAAUUGUCAAUGUUCAUGAAAGCUGUUCGCGUAAGUUUUCAACUCGUCAUUGAAAUGAACUAACGUAAAUUACGUAUAAAUGGGAUAAGUGCCCAAAAGCUCUGUUUAUGACUUUGACCAAAAAAAAAAGCAGGGUUGUGGAAGUCACACUGGUGCUAGUAGAAUUCUCAUUGUAGUCUUAUAUAGGUUACUAAUACGUUUGUUUGACUUGAGCUGGCAUUUUGUUUUACUUUUGUGGAUCUUCGUUUUCGUUUCAAAUGUUGAUGGUACGAAUCAUCUGAGCAUGUUCUAUGAGGACAUAGCAUUUCACGUCCAGUUUAUAUUAGUUGAUUAAAAUUUAUUUCGAGUCAAAUGAUUCACAACAGAACUUGCUGCCAACAAUGUAAUUGACUCUUUAGGUUGAGCAGGGUGCACCUGUAAUGAGUUUGAAUGUUGGGGAGAGGGGUGAAUGAUGUGUGCCAGUUUUAUGCAUGCUGCAAAAAGGACUGAAUGACAAGCUUGAAAAAAGCACAAAGUAUAUCUAUGCAGAGAAGAAAGUUGUAAAUUAUAUUCUUUUAGAAUGAGGAGAAAGAAAGCGAGAAAAUGUAGAAAUAAUGUCCUGUAAGUGGUCAAAACUGUUUUAUUUACAAACCAUUUUCUUAAUUACUAAGCGAAAUCACAGUUCAAAAGGAGAUCAAUAAGACUUAUAUUUUAGAAGUGACCUUGAGAACUAAAAUGGGAAAAUGGUUGGUUGGGCCAUGGCGAAAUUCUUUCCUCCAUGGUUGGACAUACAGGAUGUGGUUUGAAGGAAGAGCAGCUCACGUCUUAAAAACUGAAAUUGAACGUGAAAGAAUAAGAGUUUUGACAGUUGAUGAGUGUGUCGUGGAGAAAACCUUAAUUUCUUAGUGUGAUGUAUAUUAGUGAUGUGUAGAAUUUUAGAUAAAAGCAAUGAGGCAGCUCAUGGUAUAUUGAAAGAAACUGAUUUGUCUACAUCGGUAGAAUGCCAGUGUACAAAGAAAUUUUAGUAUUGGCCAAUGAAAACUGAAAAUAUACUAUUUAAUGCUGAAUAUGUCAUAAAGGUGAAAUAUGAACGUAUACAUGUUUAUAACUUAUGGUUUUGAGGAAAUUCUGCCUUAUUGCAAACGAUCUUUGAAGUAUUGCUUCAAACUAUGCACGUUUUAAGUAUUUAUUUGCUUGGUUUCUAGUACUGCUUUGCAAUGACUUUGGUUUGCCUGUACCAAUGCAAGAGUUGUCUGGUGCAAUUUCCUUUUCUGUUUAAUAAAGCACUUCUACUGACCCAUAUUGAAAUUAAA